AUGAGGGGGUUGUUGGACGCGCCGAUGACCAGUGCUGUGAACAUUCAAAAUGCUUCGGGUGCGAAUCGCGUCACGCCGCAUCCAAUCCAGCCGACGGGGGAUCAAGCGGGGCCUUGGAUGGGUCAGAACUUCCUUUUCAAGGACCCAACUUUUGUAAAAUAUUUGGACAAUUACGACUACAAGUUCUGCGACGAUGCUUCGAAGUAUGAGAAGUUGGCGAAAAUUGGUCAAGGAACAUUCGGAGAAGUUUUCAAGGCAAAGAACAAGCAGACGAAGCUAACAGUUGCUUUAAAGAAGGUUCUCAUGGAAAAUGAGAAGGAAGGCUUCCCGAUUACUGCGUUGCGGGAGUUGAAGAUUCUUCAGCUGUUGGACCACGAGAACGUGGUGAAUCUCAUCGAAAUCUGUCGCACAAAAGCGACCCAGUUCAACCGAUACAAAAGCACGUUCUUCCUGGUGUUCGAGUUUUGCGAACACGAUCUCGCCGGUCUGCUGUCCAACGUAAACGUCAAAUUCAACUUGGGGGAGAUCAAGAAGGUCAUGCAGCAGUUGCUCAACGGUCUUUAUUUCAUUCAUAGCAACAAGAUUUUGCAUCGGGACAUGAAAGCAGCUAACAUCUUGAUAACCAAGAAGGGUAUUCUCAAGCUGGCCGAUUUCGGUUUGGCCAGGCCUUUCUCUAUGGGACAGAAGAACCGAUACACGAACCGUGUAGUGACCCUUUGGUACAGACCGCCCGAGUUGUUGCUAGGUGAUCGAGAUUACGGCCCGCCUGUGGACUUGUGGGGGGCUGGGUGUAUCAUGGCAGAGAUGUGGACGAGAAGUCCCAUCAUGCAAGGAAACACGGAGCAACAUCAGUUGAACCUCAUUGUUCACCUCUGCGGCAGUAUCACGCCGGAAGUGUGGCCUAACGUGGAGUCCCUCGAAUUGUACUCAACCAUGGAAAUCCCGAAAGGUCAAAAGCGCAAAGUCAGGGAUCGUCUGCGCAACUUCGUCAAAGAUCACAACGCCCUCGAGUUGCUCGAUAAGCUCCUGACUCUGGACCCUGCCAAGCGAAUCAAUGCGGAUGCUUCUUUGGGACACGAUUUUUUUUGGCAAGACCCGCUGCCGCAGGACCUGGAGAACAUGCUGAAGCAGCACACGCAAAGCAUGUUUGAGUACUACACACCGCCGCGACGUCCACGCGGACAUCAGCAGCCGCCACAUCAACACCAGCAGCCGCAUUCGCAUGGACACCACCCGCCGCAUGGGCACCAUCAUGGGCCGAGGCAUCCCCAUCCGCCGCAUGCCCGUGGUGCCCCGCACCCACAACAACAGCCCAUGGAAGGGUUUCACGAACGGGUUUUCUAAAUGGCCUUGUGAUGCUAGAGGAGGCGUGUCUCUACCUCCUGUCCGUUCGCGGCUUGUCUCCACAGUGCUUGAAGAUUUUGUUGUUGUUUGAAAUUUGAAUUGGAUUAUUAAGGUCUGAAAAUGCCAUCGGAAUAAACUGUGUAAUCUUUG
Notodromas monacha is the source of this 1494-nucleotide messenger RNA. The record is from the annotation of a GenBank genome assembly. NCBI's taxonomy places the organism in Eukaryota, Metazoa, Arthropoda, Ostracoda, Podocopida, Cyprididae.